Aspergillus calidoustus is the source of this 912-nucleotide messenger RNA. The record is from the annotation of a GenBank genome assembly. Lineage: Eukaryota; Fungi; Ascomycota; Eurotiomycetes; Eurotiales; Aspergillaceae.
AUGCUGACACGACGCCUGCUGGGAUCGAUUCCCAAGAGCAGCAAUGCUUAUCGCUUCGCGAUGUCAAGCGCUCGGUUCGCGCAGCCUGUACGGCACAAGUCCAACUACCUCUUGAGUGCUGUUGAGACAGACGAAUCGCAGAGACUCGAUAUUCAGCAUCGCAUGAAUCUUCACAUGUUAAACCAGAGGAUGCUGCACCCGGAAAUCCCAAAGAAUCUCGAGCGUAUCGCAGACGUGGCUACAGGAAAUGGAACAUGGAUUUUCGACCUGAUCAAAUACCGCAAAGAAAACUCGGGUUCAACUGAUACCAAAUACCACGGCUUCGAUAUCUCGGACUCACUCUUCCCCAAGCCAGACGCCAUUGAAACACUAAACAUCGACUUCUCAACACACAACUUCUACCAACCGUUCCCUGAAGAACAUGCUGGCAAAUACGACCUCGUCCACGCUAGACAUCUCAGUCUCACCAUUCGAGGAGCCGAGGACCUAAAGCUCGCUAUGCAGAAUAUCUCAUCUUUACUAAAAUACGACUUCCAAACACAAAUCGACAACUGCCCACCAGCAUACAUGACCGCAACUUGGCGCAUAAUCUUUGACUGGGUCAAGAACUCCGGGUACAGCCUCGACUUCCCCGACGACGUACACAAUACGAUUGCGUCGCAGGGGCUCGAGAUCGUCGACAAGAAGCAGCAUAGCACCCAGUAUGUUCCGUUCUGCGAGGAUCACCGGCUCACUCUACUGUACGCGUUCUACACGGGUGUUCCGAGGAUGUGUUGGAAGUCGAAAGGGAAGAGUGAUGAGGAGAUAGAGAGGAUUAUCGAGAGGUGCCUGGAGGAGUGGGAACAAGGGGUUCUUGUGGAUUAUUUCCUGACACAAAUUGUUGCUCGGAAGCCGGCUGAGGCUGCUUUAUAA